AUGAUGAUGUCCUCUUCAUCAAAACCAAAACCCUAUCCGAUUGACACUGCAGCCAAACACGAUCUUUUAGCUGCAAGGAAGAAGAUUUUCCCCAAAGAGGCCAUCUCUAUCAGCAAGGCAAUCAUCAGCGCCAUGUGCAACGCUGGUCAGUCAGGCGACCCCUUGGAUCUAUUCGAUUUCUUUUUCAACGAGUCCAAGAUGAAGCCUGACAUCUCUACCUGCAAUCUCAUCAUCAAAUCUCACUGCGAGGAAGGCCGCCUUGAAGACGCUCUUCGACUCUACAACCACCUGAUCUCGAUGACGACGACGACACCUUCCCCGGACCACAAGACAUAUGACCUCUUGACCAAAGCCCUUGUCGAUGUUGGAACGAUGGACCAUGCUCUGGGCCUUUUGUUGAGUGGAAGGGCUGAGUUAUUCAAUUUCCAACAGCCAGGCAUGUACAUGAAUCUCAUACGUGGCUACUUGGAACAAGGGAAUCUCUACAUGGCGUAUCAGCUCCGCGACGAUUUCAAAACGUGUUCCAUACGCAAUAGAAUCGCAAUACUCAACUCAGUAUUCGAUGAAUAUUUGUUCAAGCAAGGCAAGGACGAGGAAGCUAUGGAGCUGUACAGGACCUAUGGCUUCACAGCAAAUGUACACGUGAGCACUCCUUAUUUGGAGAUUUUGCUCAAGUACGGCAAGAAAACCCAAGCAUGGGAAUUUUUCCAUUAUAUGCUUGACAACUACGUCGACCGCUGCAUUGGUUUAGAUGAAGAUACUCUUAAUAUGAUGGUAAAUGAGUGUAUUGAGGCCGGGCAAUUCAGCGAUGCAGUCAACAUCUUUGCCAAGACCAAGGCUAAGUUAAACUACUUGCGUACAUAA
This is a messenger RNA of Eruca vesicaria subsp. sativa (arugula), 864 nucleotides long. The record is from the annotation of a GenBank genome assembly. NCBI's taxonomy places the organism in Eukaryota, Viridiplantae, Streptophyta, Magnoliopsida, Brassicales, Brassicaceae.